AUGUUGGGAAGAUUGCUUAAAAAAUUAGAGAGUCGAACAAGUCCGUUGUUAGGUCCAAAUGUGAAAGCAUUAAAAUUCUGGGGUCUUUUAUUACCCGAAAAUGUAAAAAUGCGAUAUUUUUACUUAUGCAUGCACAUUUUGGUAACUGUUUUCACGGCGACGGAAUAUGUCGAUAUUUGGUUUGUAAAAUCAGACUUUAAUUUGCUACUAAAUAAUCUAAAAAUUACAAUGUUAGCAACUGUAAGCGUAGUUAAAGUAACUACUUUCCUCUGCUGGCAAAAAAAGUGGAAGAGUAUAAUAGAGUAUGUGACAAGAAGUGAUUUAGUACAAAGAAACGAUAACAAUGACCUUAAGAAUUCCAUUAUUGAUAAAUACACAAAAUAUUGUAGAAAAAUAACCUAUUUCUAUUGGAUGCUGAUGUAUACCACAGUUGUAAUUGUAAUGACUCAGCCAAUAUACAAGUUUAUAUCCUCGCCAAUAUACCGAGAGACGGUUAAAAAUGGUACUGAAUCAUAUAUGCAAGUUGUCAGCUCGUGGGUACCAUUUGAUAAAAACACUGUUGUUGGUCACAUAUUUGCAUCAAUUUAUCAAAGUUAUGCAGCUAUUUAUGGUGGAGGUUGGAUCACAUCAUUUGAUACAAACGCCAUGGUCAUUAUGGUAUUUUUUAAAGGUGAACUAGAAUUACUGAAAUUGGACUGUGCUGAAAUUUUUGGGACUGAAAGUAAACCAGUUUCCGAAGACACUGCAUUGGUUCGACUAAAAAGUUGUCACAAACGAUACGUGGAAUUGAUUAAGUAUGCAAAGAUGUUUGAUUCAGUUUUAUCACCAAUAAUGCUUUUGUACAUGUUUGUAUGUUCUGUAAUGCUUUGUGCCUCAGCCUAUCAGAUCACAGUUGAAACGAGCGCUAUGCAACGUUUUCUGACUACGGAAUAUUUGAUAUUCGGAGUCGCACAGUUGUUUAUUUACUGCUGGCAUAGUAACGAUGUUUUUUAUGCGAGUAUGGACGUCAUGCAAGGCCCUUAUAACAGCUUAUGGUGGAAUAGAGGAAAAUCUCGACAAAAGGAAAUACAAAUAUUAAUUGGACUGUUAAAUAGGUCGAUUGUAUUUUCCGCUGGGCCUUUUACGGAUUUGACCGUGGCUACUUUUAUAAACAUUUUAAAAGGGGCUUACAGUUACUACACUUUAUUGAGACAGUCACAGGAAGGCGCUGCUACAAAUUAA
This is a messenger RNA of Parnassius mnemosyne (clouded apollo), 1221 nucleotides long. NCBI's taxonomy places the organism in Eukaryota, Metazoa, Arthropoda, Insecta, Lepidoptera, Papilionidae. The record is from the annotation of a GenBank genome assembly.